UGCAAUGAUGAAAUCUCAAGCUGUUAAUGAGCAAAAUCGUCGCAGUAAGCGUCAAGCAGGUGUUGAUGCGAGUCCUGUCGGGUCAGAGGUUCAUAAGAAACAAAAGAAGAAUGCUCCGAAGGUUAAUGAAAGAGAAGAGAGUGAUGCUAAAGAAUCGACUGAGGACGAGGCGCAAGACGUAGAAAUGGAUCAACAUUCACCAACUGAAGCUGAAGAACCCAUCCCUGCUUCUAGCAAUGGAGUGUCCAACACCGAUGACACUCAGACACAGCAAUCCGAGAUCAAAACGAGGAAGACAAGGGGUCUAACUAAAAUGCGCAAAGUGGCCAAAAAUGCAGAGGACAAGGUAGAUGUAGAGUUCAACUCCAUAGGUGAGCAUGUCGGUAGUGGAUCAGUGAUACUCUCAUCCUUUCUUGGUCCUCUUGUGAGGGAGCAUGUGCCAGUAUUGCUAGAUGACUGGAGACACGUCGAAGAAACAACAAAAGACGCUUUAUGGGAAGAGAUUCAGGGGAGGUUCAACUUGACAGAGGAAUGGCAAAAAGAUGCAGUCUUUAAGCAGAUGGGUUGCUUGUGGAGGGCCUCGAAAUCUAGGCUGACUUCUAUAGUCCGUUCUAUUAAAAACAAGGCUCAGAUACAGAAAAUGAAGCCUAGCAACAUCCAAUCUUCUUCUGCUUGGAACAGUUGGGUGAAAGCUAGGUGCACCAAAGAUUUUAAGGUACAAAGUGAUAAAUACAGGAGACUUAGGAAGAUUCAAAUUCCGCACACAACAAGCCGAAAAGGCAUGAGUCGCCUAGCUCAUGAGAUGAAAAGAAACAGCGAUGAUCCUAAGAAAGUUACUAGAACUAAGGUUUGGGUAGCAGGACAUACGCAUUCAGAUGGGAGACCCGUGAAUGAAGCACACGCUGAAACUAUUGAAAAGAUUAAGACAAUUGACAGUGAAAUAGAUUCUAACUCCUCGGAUAACAUUGGUGAAGAUGCUGUGAGUCAAGUUCUCGGAAAAGAGAGACCAGGAAGAGUUAGGGGGAUGGGCAGAGGAGCGACUAUUACGAAGAUGGCUUACUUACAAGCUAGAGACAAACAUGUCCAGAAGCUUGAAGCUACUCAAGCGGAAUUAACUACCAAGCUUGAAAAGUUGCAAAAUGUUGUUAUUGACUUAGCUGGCAAAAAGGUAACUUUCUUAUACACUUGUCCAAUUAAUUGUACUUGGUGUUUCAAUAUGAUGCUUACUUGUUUUUUUUGUUGUUUUAAGACACAUAAAGAUGAUGUUUCUAGUUCUGAAAGAAGCGAUGGUAGCAAGAGAGGAAUAAGGUGCCAGAUACUGGAUUGGAUUUCGACUGAUGAUGUGGUUGUAGGUGAAGGAGAAUACUACUCAAGUGAACCCACAUAUAAGAUUGGUCGAAUUCCUCUGGGUCCUAAUGCGGCAGCUGUAAUUGUCAACUCUGUAGCAGUCGAAGAUGCAUGUGUCUGGAGACCAACUACAAGUAUUGGAACACUUGCUGAAGCUGUAGGAGUUAAAAUUGCAUGGCCAUCCGAGAAGUUAAUAUUGGACGAUGUUAUUGACUUCUCAAAACAUGCUAACACUGUCGGGUCAGAGGUAAACUGAAAUUUCUUGUGUUAUUUUCAAAUUCACAUUGAAAAUCGAUUACUAAUAUAGAAUACAUUUGGGAUGAUUAUUAGACUAUGGAUGCAUCAGUAGGAAGGGUACAAAUAUUUGAUUACUGGAAUGUAGAAGAUGAGUUGAUUGCUGAGGGUGUACUGGUGUCAACUGAACCUAACCAAUUGGUGAACGAUAUUCCGCUUGGACCGAAUGUUGCAGUUAUAAAAGUUGAAGUAGUUGUUAAAGAUUCUGCUUUCUUAUGGAGACCAGCGCCUCGAAUGUCAAACAUGGGUGAUGCACUACAU
This is a messenger RNA of Brassica napus (rape), 1902 nucleotides long. RefSeq lists its product as uncharacterized. Lineage: Eukaryota; Viridiplantae; Streptophyta; Magnoliopsida; Brassicales; Brassicaceae. The record is from RefSeq and is a predicted model, not a curated record. The coding region runs from base 5 to 1603 and encodes 532 amino acids. The transcript is spliced from 5 exons.